UUUAUUCUAAACCGAGAUUGUCCUCUGUGAGUAAAUUUAUGUGCGUAUUUACUCAUUCUUUUUCGAGUAGAGACAAAAGCUACGUGCGCAGAAAUGGAUUGCGCGCGCAAAAUGUUUGAACCGCGCACGCGCCGUGUGAAGAAACGAGAGGCAUGGGGGAGAGGGAAUUUCUGAGCGAGUGAGUAUUGUGAGUAAAGAGAGAGGUCAGAGAGGGAGGACUCUGAUCAUUCCAGAACAGAGAUGCUAUAGAGACUUGUCAGAGAGACUUCGGAGGAGAGGCGUAAUUUUUGCGGCAUUUGCGCCGCUUGCGCGUGCUGUCAAAAUAUAUUUACUGUGCAUUCUCUAGUCUCUCCACCUUCUAUAUCUCUGAUGAGUCAUGAGCCUUCGGGAAACGCCUGAGGUAUCACACAAGUGAAUGAACCACUGCGCACAAAAUCGCAUUCGGCAACUACAGCGAAUUAAGAGAAAGCAAAAGAAAACACAACCAUCGCCAUAACAAUUAUACUUGACAUUGGUCGUAGAGUACUCCGUUUGAGGAAACUGGUGUCACUAACAACGGAAGAAGAAGAAAAAGUGUCGGAGUGCACGCGGGGCUCCUCGAACAGGAAUUCUCCUCCCUCUUCCUCCCCCUCGCCACACUUUCGCGUGUCACCGCUUGUGCUCGUGCCUGAUUUCACGUCCAAGAUCAUCCAAGAUCGAGCCGAGGAACGGGGUGACCCGUGCAGGCCGUACAUACGUGCGAGUCAUCGCGAGUCUUCGUCUCGUUACUCUCGUUGAGUCUCGUCUCAUCGAGUCUCGUGCGUCGAGAUUGGCAAGUCGAUAACGAGCUCGACGACCAAGCAUCAUCGAGUUCUCCCGAGCCGCGAUACGCGAGUGCACGACGAUAUGAUUCGUGGAAUUCGACGCGAUGCUCCACUCAAGUCACCGAGCAACAACACGGCGUAACAAGGAAUACGAGGAUUUUCCCGAUAGCUAGGCUGCACAGAAUUUUUACUGAUUGCGAGCGCCGGUCACGCGCCGAACAGCUGAAAUCCGUCGAGAUGGAGUCGGCAGGACAGAAUCAGCCACCCAACAAUAUCAAUGACGCUUCCGACACCAAGGGCAGCUGCUUGUUACUUCGCUAUGCCAGCCAAAAUUCCCUGGACGAGAGCUCACAAAAACAUAUUCCUCGUGAGAAUGGGAAGGAUAAACCACCAUACAGGAAUCAUCAUCACACAAAUCGAGCCUUUGAUGUCAUCAACGAGAUGAGAAAGAAAAAUUUACUCUGCGACGUCAUUCUCGUAGCGGACGGUGGUAUGGAAGUACCGGCUCACAAAAUGGUCCUCGCUGCGUGCAGUCCUUACUUUUAUGCUAUGUUUACAAGUUUUGAGGAGCGCGAUCAACAGAGGAUAACGUUGCAAGGCGUGGAUUAUUCGGCAUUAGAAUUAUUAGUAGAUUACGUUUACUCCGCCGAAGUCCACGUCACAGAGGAUAAUGUACAAGUGCUCCUUCCUGCUGCAAACUUGUUACAAUUGACAGAUGUACGAGACGCCUGUUGCGAUUUUUUACAGGCUCAAUUACAUCCGUCUAAUUGCCUUGGUAUUAGGGCGUUUGCGGAUCUGCAUGGGUGCCUCGAAUUGCUGUCGCACGCAGACAGUUACAUCGAACAGCAUUUUUCAGAAGUAGUUGACGCAGAAGAAUUUUUAACACUGGCACCCGAACAAGUGGCUAAACUUAUCUGUAGCGAUCGUUUAAUGGUACCUUCCGAAGAGAAAGUAUUCGAAUGCGUUAUUUCAUGGGUACAUCACGAUCUCGAAAAGAGGCAAAAUGAUUUGGCUUUGUUAAUGGAGCAUGUGCGCUUGCCUUUGCUUUCUCAAGAGUAUUUGGUACAACGUGUGGAAGAGGAACCACUCCUCAAGGCAAAUUUACAAUGCAAGGAUUUCUUGAUUGAAGCCUUAAAAUAUCAUUUACUGAAGGGUGAGCAAAAGUCAUUAUUCAAAACGCCGCGUACGAAACCAAGACAACCGAGAGGAUUACCCAAAGUAUUACUCGUUGUCGGCGGCCAAGCUCCAAAGGCAAUCAGAAGCGUCGAGUGCUACGACUUUAAAGAGGAAAGGUGGUAUCAAGUUUCUGAACUACCAACACGACGUUGCAGAGCUGGACUCUGUGUUCUCGGUGGACGCGUAUAUGCCGUUGGUGGAUUCAACGGAUCACUAAGAGUACGAACGGUUGAUAUUUAUGACGCCGCGGCAGAUCAGUGGUCACCUUGUCCUGAGAUGGAGGCAAGGAGAUCGACGCUCGGUGUAGCUGUACUCGGCAAUUGCGUUUAUGCUGUCGGUGGCUUCGAUGGUUCGACAGGAUUAAAUUCGGCUGAAGUUUACGAUCCGCGGACUCGCGAAUGGAGACCCAUAGCACGAAUGUCAACGCGACGUAGUAGUGUAGGAGUCGGCGUUGUCAAAGGAUUGCUUUACGCUGUUGGCGGCUACGAUGGAGAAUCUAGGCAAUGCCUUUCCAGUGUCGAAUGCUAUAAUCCCGAGAAGGAUCAAUGGAAACCUGUACCUGAAAUGUCCGCGCGUCGCAGCGGUGCAGGUGUUGGUGUUCUGGAUGGUAUUUUAUACGCGGUAGGUGGUCACGAUGGUCCACUAGUACGAAAAAGCGUAGAAGCAUUUAAUCCGGAGACAAAUCAGUGGACUCCUGUCAGUGAUAUGACACUAUGUCGUCGUAAUGCCGGUGUUGUGGCGUUAAACGGACUUUUAUACGUGGUGGGUGGAGACGACGGUUCCUCCAGUUUGGCAUCGGUAGAGGUGUAUUCUCCAAGAACCGAUACCUGGACUACUCUGCCGACUUGCAUGGGAGUUGGCCGUAGUUACGCAGGAGUGGCAAUCAUCGAUAAACCAAUGGCCCCCGCGACGACAAUGUGAGGUCUACAAUCCGCUGGG
Molecule: messenger RNA, 2918 nt
Organism: Wasmannia auropunctata (little fire ant)
Lineage: Eukaryota; Metazoa; Arthropoda; Insecta; Hymenoptera; Formicidae
Gene: kel
Product: ring canal kelch homolog
Exons: 9
Coding region: 1041-2900 (619 amino acids)
Molecular function (GO): protein binding
Source: RefSeq, a predicted model, not a curated record